Molecule: messenger RNA, 977 nt
Organism: Aricia agestis (brown argus)
Lineage: Eukaryota; Metazoa; Arthropoda; Insecta; Lepidoptera; Lycaenidae
Gene: Sptr
Product: sepiapterin reductase
Exons: 1
Coding region: 14-814 (266 amino acids)
Biological process (GO): tetrahydrobiopterin biosynthetic process
Molecular function (GO): sepiapterin reductase (NADP+) activity
Source: RefSeq, a predicted model, not a curated record
AUUGUAAGUAAUCAUGGCUACCUCCUGUGCUAUUGACCUGUCCGGAUCAUCAUUUUGUGUCGUCAGUGGUGCAUCACAAGGAAUCGGUAGAGCUAUCGCUGUUGAAGUUGCAAAAUUAUUAGGUCCCAAAUCAGUCAUGCUACUGCUAGCUCGUAACAAGCAGGAACUAGCCAUCACCGCUAGUCUGUGUGAGUCACCCAAUGUAAAAGUCAUACCCACAUCCAUCGACCUUGGAGUAGCCACAGAAGCUGAAAUGAGUGUUGUUCUCAAACAGGCACUAAAAGGCUACAGUCCCGAGGACUUCGCCAACAGCCUGAUCUUCCACAACGUGGGGUCUCUCGGCAACUUAGCGGUGGAGACGUUCCGCAUGGAAAAUGUCGAGGAACUACGACAAUAUUACGACUUGAAUGUUUUCAAGGUUAUAUCUCUAAACACUCAGUUCCUCAAAAUAUUCGAGGAUGUGGAAGACAGAGUGAUAAUUGUGAAUAUCACUUCUCUCUGUGCGAUAAAACCUAUGGGUGGGAUGGCCUACUACUGCAGCGGGAAAGCCGCUCGCGAAAUGUACUUUAAGGUAUUGGCAGAGGAAAAGAAAAACAUCAGAGUACUUAAUUAUGCUCCUGGGCCAGUCGAGACGGCAAUGAUUGAUUACAUUGUCUCCGAGGCUGUUAAUGAGAAUCUCAAAGACGUGUUUAACUCAUUUAAAAAUCAAGGCUCCCUGCUGAAGCCAGAAAUUACAGCUAAAAAGUGUGUUAAAGUGUUGCUCGCUGGUAAAUUUGGCCCCGGAGAGCAUGUAGAUUUCUUUGAUGAUGAGUAAUCUUUGUUGAUUAGAUAUUCAUUCUCUAUGUAGUUCGCUCAACGCUUAGUUUUUCUACUCUUUGAAUAUUAGAAGAAAAUGUAUCUUGUAAUAGUAUUUAUGUAACUUCACUAACAUUCCAUGUUCACUUAGAAGCAGAUUUAUAUUUAUCAAGAUUUACUUC